Histoplasma capsulatum G186AR is the source of this 984-nucleotide messenger RNA. RefSeq names its product oxidoreductase. Bases 1 to 984 code for a protein of 327 amino acids. The transcript has 2 exons. The record is from RefSeq and is a predicted model, not a curated record. NCBI's taxonomy places the organism in Eukaryota, Fungi, Ascomycota, Eurotiomycetes, Onygenales, Ajellomycetaceae.
AUGAGUAUCACCUACAAUCCCGAAAAUGACAUCCCCGACCUUUCAGGGAAAGUGAUAGUUAUCACUGGAGGCACUGCUGGUGUCGGCAAAGAAGCUAUCAAGCAAUUGAUCAAGCACAAUCCCGCUCAUAUCUACUUCACUGGCCGCAACGUACAGGCUGCCAACUCUCUCAUUGACGAGAUAAAGGCCACCACCAACAAUGGAAACUGCAUUACCUUCGUCGCCUGCGACCAAACCUCCCUCCACUCCGUGCGCGAUGCCGCACAAGUCCUCCUGGCCAAAUCGGGAAACCUAAUCGAUGUCUUAAUAUGCAACGCGGGUGUGAUGGCCGUGCAGCCUGCGCUAUCCAAGGACGGCUACGAAAUCCAAUUUGCCAUAAACCACCUCGCUCAUGCGAUGUUGGUAAAGCUCUGUCUACCCGCGUUGCAAAAUGCCCGAGCCAAAAGCGGAGGCGGGUCAGGGCAUGGCCGUAUCGUUAUUACUUCCUCGCUUGCCUUUAGGGAGGCGCCAAAGAAGACAGGGAUUGACUUCGAGGGGCUGAAGGAAACGCAGGGAGGGGUGAGCGGACCAGCCAUGCUGGCGAAAUACACGCUGUACUCGCAGAGCAAACUGGCCAACGUCCUUCACGGUUCCGAGCUGGCUAGACGUUAUCCGGAACUUACUGUCGCUUCUGUUCACCCGGGAGUGAUUAUGUCGACAGAGCUGAUGGACCAUAUGAAUUGCGUCGACCGGUUUGUGGUGAAGAUGGCUGUGAGGAAUUUCCUUCACGUCGGUUUGCAAGAGGGGUCGUACAAUACUCUCUGGGCUGCGACGACGACACGGAUAGCAAAGACAGGUGAGGAUGAUGCGGGUUUCUUGAAGUCUGGUGGCAUUUACCAUCCUGUGGGAACGCCCAUUCCACACACGCCGCUGUCUGGGGAUGAAGCUCUUGCAAAGAAGUUGUGGGAGUGGACAGAGAAAGAGCUUGAAGGGUAUUUGAAGUAA